Tribolium madens (black flour beetle) is the source of this 2592-nucleotide messenger RNA. RefSeq names its product thioredoxin domain-containing protein 11. The record is from RefSeq and is a predicted model, not a curated record. The coding region runs from base 169 to 2469 and encodes 766 amino acids. The transcript is spliced from 10 exons. Lineage: Eukaryota; Metazoa; Arthropoda; Insecta; Coleoptera; Tenebrionidae.
CGCAGUUGUCGGAUUUCGUGAGUGUGGGUGACAGCUGACGUGGGCUGACACGAUGUCAAAUUUCGUAAAAUUCCGCUUUUUCAUGUAACCAAAAUUGCAAAAUUCACUGAGUCCGCGGCAAAUUUACGUGAAAUCGAGCAAGGUUCAAUGGUAUGAGGUCAACUGGGUAUGUCAUCUCCGGUACAAGAGUCGGACUAUAACACCUCGCCAACACCUGACCCAGGGACCACUCACAAUAAUGACCCCGACGCUGUCGCGACAGACUCAGAUAGCGACACCGAUAAUCCCGAAGCAAGCGUGGCAGACCCGACAAACCGUCCCACGAUAACCCUCAAAAUGUUAAACUUGUGCAAGGAAUUCUUGAUCAUGAUUAUCAUCGCAGUGGCUUACGCUGCCUUAACUAACGAGACUCCCCCGAAAGUGAGCAAAAGUCCAGCUGCGUAUCCCUUUUUCCCUCAGAAUUCCAUAGUGACGGAUUGGUACCGGGGGCAAAUCACGGAAGCAAUCGAAGAUGCGCGCUCGUCUGACAUCGCGUUUGUCAUGUUUUACGCCCCGUGGGACGCCGAGAGUCAGACGGCGCGCAAACAGCUGGAAAUCGCCGCGCAUUAUAUGCAAAAUGAGGUGGCUUUUGUCGCGGUUAACUGCUGGCAGCCAGGCAGCGAGUGCAAGAGGCAGUAUAGCAAGGUGUACAAGUGGCCCGUUUUGAUCGCUUACCCCACACACGGGAGGGGGAUUCAAUAUAACGGGCCUUUGGAGGCCUUCCACAUAAUCAAAUUUUUGCAAAAUGUCUGCAAGCCUAUUUUGCGUCCUGAAACAAUUGAUGAACUCAUAGGCAAACAUGACACUGUCGUGUUGGCUAAAAUAAAUGUUUUGCCAGGCAGUUAUGAAUAUGCCGUUUUUUAUUCAACUGCGCUGAGGUUCCUAGAAAGGGACCCCUUCAGGGAUUCGAUUUUUGCAGUCAUACCUCAGAAAUCUGACGUUGAGCCCUCCAUAAGCCUCCAUAUUUGGAAUGGAACAAUUGAUUUUGAAGGCGAACUGACCAUUGAGUCACUAACAUCCUGGAUUUUGAAAAAUUCGUAUCAAAUCACCAAUUGGGCGGCCCCAACUGGAAUGAAAAGCUUAAGUCUCUCAAAUUUCAUGCAACCCGGACCCACCCUUAUUUUAUUCACCCCUAAAAAUCCUCUUUUGCAACAAAUCGACCACUUUGAUAUGUUGCGCGAAGCCGCUUAUGACUACUACAAUUGUGCCAACAAUUCUAACCUCACUAUACGACAAAAACUUAUAACUGAAUCACGAUUGAGAAAUCGCAGGAAUUAUCAAAAAAUGACACAAAAAUGUCACCUCCCAACUGUGAUUACGAAUUUACCCAAUAUUUGGACGAACAAUACGGAUAUUUGUAAUUGUGUGGACAAAGAGUCUUUGAAUAAAUUUUGCGAAAGUACGGUCCUGACGAGUAAGCCGACAAUACAGAAAACUGUAAACCGGUGUCGUGAUUUUCUAUUGGCGCAAAAGCACAGUCCGGUUGUUUUUGAGUCACGUGGCCUCGAAAGCGGGGUUAAUAUCACAGGGGCGGCUUGUGCAAGCAAUUCAAGCUUGAAAUUCGUAGCGAUUGAUAGUUUGAGGUUUUAUCAAUUUGCGGAAAGGUUGGGGGUGGAUUUGGGGAAAAGGGAGAGGCAGAAAAGUGGGGUUGUUAUUGUUAAUGAAAAGAUGGAGACUCAUUACGUCAUGACUGAAAAUGUAAAUAGCGGAAAUUUACGUUUCUUUAUUUUUAAUUUCACACAAAAGACUUUACCAAGAUCUCUACAGUCAAAAGUGCACAUGAAGGCGAAGUCUGAUCAUGUUUAUCCUCACUUGAAUUGUUCAAAGUCAAGUCAGUUUUGUGUGAGGGAACUGACAAGUGAUGAUUUUUUACCAACUGUGCUUCAACCUAACAAAGUGGUUAUUGUUUAUUAUUAUUCUAAACAAUGUGCAUUUUGUAACGGUUUUGCCUACAUGUUUUUGACUGCAGCAAAAUUAUUGACUCCUGUUAAAGAUAUAACUUUUGUAAGAAUAGACGGCGAUUCUAAUUUACUGCCAUGGGAGUACACUAUGGAGAGCUUUCCAACAAUUCUAUUUUUUCCGUCUAUUAGAAAAUCGGAAUCUCGCGCUUUUCCUAGGAAUCUCCCAAUAACGGUGCCAAAUCUCCUGGGAUUUAUUCUAACAAAUAUCGACCCCAUUCUCAAACUCAAAACCAUGUGGUGUAUUUGUUGCCAAACGAAGUUCCCCGAUGAGAAAACCAGAUGUGUCACCUCACUCCGUAUGGAAACACUGACCAUAAUUGGGACAACAUUGCGCGAAUGGCGGAAUUCCACCCGAAAGCAGAAAGUUUUAUACAAGUUACAAGUGUUAAGACAACUGCAUCUAUUAUUUGCUCACUCUCCUGAAGAAACUUCAAAAAUUAAUAUCAAUUUGAAUAAAUUACGAGAUUGAUUCAGGCCAAAGUCAAGUGCACUUAAACAAAAAACAUUCCGAAUUUAUGUAUUUUGGGAUGUACUCAUUUAGUUUUUACCCUUGUAUCUGUGAUAAUAAUGGUUGAAUAAAAGUUUAUAACAG